CCUCGAGCGGAGCUUUCCGUUUAUUUUCUUGUGUGAUUCCAAAUUCUGUUUGUGUUCGAAUCUAGCUAGCUUACUGGAUUGUAGAUGCUGGGGUUUCUCUUUCGGAUCGAGUUAUCAGCUGCGAUAAAUAGAUAAAGUAGCCGGCGACGGAUUUAAAUAAUCCUGUCUAUAGAUACAACAGUGUCUCGCAAACCACUGUCAAGUUGUGAAGAUGAGUGUGGAAGCGUAUGGGCCGAGUUCUCAGACUCUAACCUUCCUGGAUACCGAGGAAACUGAGUUGCUUGGAGCUGAUACCCAAGGCUCUGAGUAUGAAUUCACUGAUUUUACACUUCCUAGUCAAACGCAAACUCAAGGCCAGACCCAAAGUCAGCUGGAUAAUCAGGUAAAUGGCCCCGACGAAGUUUUACAAAACGGACCACUUGAUGAUUCUGUUGCUAAAACAAGUCAACUUUUAGCGGAACUGAACUUUGAGGAAGAUGAGGAGGAUGCCUAUUACACCAAAGACCUACCAGUGCAUGCCUGCAGCUACUGUGGCAUUCAUGAUCCAGCAUGUGUGGUGUACUGCAACACAAGCAAGAAGUGGUUCUGCAAUGGGCGAGGCAACACCUCUGGGAGCCACAUUGUGAACCACCUGGUGAGAGCCAAGUGCAAGGAGGUGACUCUUCACAAGGAUGGGCCCCUGGGAGAGACUGUGUUGGAGUGCUACAACUGUGGCUGUCGCAAUGUGUUCCUCCUGGGCUUCAUCCCUGCCAAGGCUGACUCGGUGGUCGUACUGCUGUGCAGGCAGCCGUGUGCGAGUCAGAGCAGCCUGAAGGACAUCAACUGGGACAGCUCUCAGUGGCAGCCACUUAUCCAGGACCGCUGCUUCCUGUCCUGGCUUGUGAAGAUCCCCUCCGAACAGGAGCAGCUCCGGGCACGCCAGAUCGCUGCCCAGCAGAUCAACAAGCUUGAGGAGCUCUGGAAGGACAAUCCCACUGCAACCCUGGAGGACCUUGAGAAGCCUGGUGUGGACGAGGAGCCUCAGCACGUGCUGCUACGCUAUGAGGAUGCCUACCAGUACCAGAACAUCUUUGGGCCUCUGGUCAAGCUGGAGGCCGACUAUGACAAAAAGCUCAAAGAGUCCCAGACCCAAGACAAUAUAACUGUCAGGUGGGACCUGGGACUGAAUAAAAAACGGAUUGCUUAUUUCUCAUUACCCAAGACGGACUCAGGUGAUAUGAGGCUGAUGCAGGGAGAUGAGAUCUGUCUCCGGUAUAAAGGUGAUCUGGCUCCACUUUGGAAAGGGAUUGGACAUGUCAUCAAAGUACCAGACAAAGAUUAUGGAGAUGAGAUCGCAAUUGAAUUGCGAAGCAGCGUUGGAGCGCCCAUUGAAGUCACACACAACUUCCAGGUCGAUUUUGUGUGGAAGUCCACCUCCUUUGAUCGAAUGCAGAGUGCCCUAAAGACCUUUGCCGUGGAUGAGACCUCCGUGUCUGGGUACAUAUACCACAAGCUUCUGGGCCACGAGGUGGAGGACGUCCUCAUCAAGUGUCAGCUUCCCAAGCGUUUCACUGCCCAGGGUCUUCCUGACCUUAACCACUCUCAGGUGUAUGCGGUGAAGACUGUUCUCCAGCGUCCUCUCAGCCUCAUUCAGGGUCCGCCUGGGACGGGUAAAACGGUCACCUCGGCAACCGUAGUGUAUCACCUGGCCAGACAGGGCAAUGGGCCUGUGCUGGUGUGCGCUCCCAGUAACAUAGCUGUGGACCAACUGACGGAGAAGAUCCACAUGUCGGGGCUGAAGGUGGUGAGGCUGUGUGCCAAGAGCAGAGAGGCCAUCGACUCGCCCGUCUCCUUCCUGGCUCUGCACAACCAGAUCCGCAACAUGGACAGCAUGCCAGAGCUCCAGAAGCUGCAGCAGCUGAAGGACGAGACCGGAGAGCUGUCCUCCGCGGACGAGAAGCGCUACAGGGCUCUGAAGCGCACCGCUGAGCGAGAGCUCCUCAUGAAUGCGGAUGUGAUCUGCGGCACGUGUGUUGGUGCUGGGGACCCUCGGCUGGCUAAGAUGCAGUUCCGCUCCAUCCUCAUCGACGAGAGCACCCAGGCCACGGAGCCCGAGUGCAUGGUGCCCGUGGUGCUUGGGGCCAAGCAGCUGAUCCUGGUGGGAGACCACUGUCAGCUGGGGCCGGUGGUGAUGUGUAAGAAGGCGGCCAAGGCGGGCCUGUCCCAGUCUCUGUUUGAGCGGCUGGUGGUUCUGGGCAUCAGGCCCAUCCGCCUGCAGGUGCAGUACCGCAUGCACCCCGCCCUCAGUGCCUUCCCCUCCAACAUCUUCUACGAGGGCUCGCUGCAGAACGGAGUCACCGCAGGUGACCGCAUUAAGAAAGGCUUUGACUUCCAGUGGCCUCAGCCGGACAAGCCCAUGUUCUUCUACGUGACCCAGGGCCAGGAGGAGAUCGCCAGCUCCGGCACCUCCUACCUCAACAGGACCGAGGCGUCUAACGUGGAGAAGAUCACCACGCGGCUCCUGAAGGCCGGCGCAAAGCCGGAUCAGAUCGGCAUUAUCACACCCUACGAGGGCCAGAGGUCUUACCUGGUGCAGUACAUGCAGUUCAGUGGCUCCCUGCACACUAAGCUCUACCAGGAAGUGGAGAUUGCCAGUGUGGACGCCUUCCAGGGCCGUGAGAAGGACUUCAUCAUUCUGUCCUGUGUGCGUGCGAAUGAGCACCAGGGCAUUGGUUUCCUCAACGAUCCACGGCGUCUCAACGUGGCUCUCACCAGAGCAAGGUACGGCGUGAUCAUCGUGGGCAACCCCAAGGCCCUGUCCAAGCAGCCGCUGUGGAACCACCUGCUGAACUACUACAAGGAGCAGAAGGUGCUGGUGGAGGGGCCCCUGAACAACCUCCGGGAGAGCCUCAUGCAGUUCAGCAAGCCCCGCAAGCUGGUCAACACCAUCAACCCCGGUGCCCGCUUCAUGACCACGGCCAUGUAUGACGCCAGAGAGGCCCUGAUCCCCGGCUCUGCGUACGACCGCAGCAACACAGGCCGUCCAAACAUUUACUUCCAGACCCAUGAUCAGAUUGGCAUGAUCGGUGCUGGCCCUAACCACGUGGCAGCCAUGAACAUGCCCAUCCCCUUCAACCUGAUGAUGCCACACAUGCCCCCGCCAGGCUACCUGGGCCAGGCCAGUGGCCCUGCUCUUGGGCGUGGAGGCCUUAAUAAAGGCAGAGGAGGUCGCGGUGGGCGUCAGAAGCCCCGUGGCGCUGCCAACCAUGGCAGUGGGCAAGGUAACAUUGGCAACAGCCAGGCCAGCCAGGAUGCAGCGUCUCAGCCAUUCUCCCAGGGCCCGCUCACCCAGGGCUACAUCGCCAUGAGCCAGCCCUCACAGAUGAGCCAGCCCGGCCUCUCCCAGCCUGAGCUGUCCCAGGACAGUUACUUGGGGGAUGAGUUCAAGUCUCAGAUCGAUGUGGCUCUGUCUCAAGACUCAACAUACCAGGGUGAACGUGCAUACCAACAUGGUGGAGUAACUGGACUGUCACAGUAUUAAAAUGGUGACUGAAGAGGCUCGAGGCGCAAGCUGAGCUUGGUCCAACUGCAUUUUAUUCUGGGGAAACACUAAAUAAACAGAACAUGGAGACCUGAUUUCCUCUGCCACGACUGGAGCGCCACUCUGUGAUGGCAACGGGAACAGGAACCAACCAAUCACAGGAGGGAGAAGGAGGAGCACCAACAGGAAAGAGAUAGAGAAGGGGAACAUACAAGAUGGAGGAAUGGCUGCCAGCCUGCGGAGAGAGAGAGAGAGAGAGAGAGCGGGCGAUCGGAGGGGGCCUGCUGCUCGCGCUCGGACUGUCUGACCCAAACAAACAAGUCCUCUCUCACGAGGGCACGACUCUCCCCCCCACACUCCACUCUGGCGCCCCCUACCUGAGGAGAGACCAGUGCAGCGGGGGGACCGGGGCUCUCUGAGCUGAGAGGGAGGUGAAGCUGAGCUCCUUCCCCAUCCAGCGAGCGCUACCCAGCCCAGAGGCACCGAGGCGCAGCUGCUGCACACUUACACAGUAAAGUUUGACCUUCAUCUCCGAGCUGACUGCUUGUGAAGCCUGCUUCAUAUUCUGACAUGGGUGAUCAGACUCCUGUGAGAGAGAAUUGGUAGAUUUGAACUCGUACCUGCAGAUCCGGGCUGAUCCCAUGGCCGACGGUUUCCAAAAUGAGCUGUAAAAAAAUUAAAACGAAGGUUUAACGGCUAGGUCUCUGCCUUGAGCUGGGCUUUCUGCGCCAUGCCCAGCUUUUCCUUUUAAACCAGCUUUUAGACCUGAACCACCACGGACUGCAUCUCGGUGCAAACCCUCAUUAGCUUCCCAAGCAGGGCUGUAGUAAGAUUAUUUUAAAAUAAAAGGUGAUGUUUGUUUCAGGCCUCUAGCUAUGGACUGUUGCAAGUUCACUGGCCCAAAUUUGGAUUCUUCCCCUGCUGAACCUACAGGGAAAUGGCAUCCCAAUCCCACAUUCAACCCUAUGACUUCAGUUGCUUUGCAUAUGGUGCGCUUUCUGUCCAGGUUGUUUAUCAGUUCAUUGUCAUUUCACCAAUUCAGUGUUUGUUUUCUGAAGACUUCAAACCGCAUUGCUCAGAUGUGUGACCAAAAUGCCAUUUGGACUGCGAUCUUAACAAUGCUAGACGAAACGCUUAUUUAGAUGACUUGGUGCGUUUUUGUUCUUCAUUCCACUAUUUUUCAUUUAAUGGCAAAUCUUUUAUUACCAGUGGUACUAUAUAAAGAUUAAAUGUACCACCCUAAUCAUUUUUAAAUCAUCAAAUCCAUUUGUCUGCUUUGUCGCAUAGAGUAGGAGACUAUAUAAGCUCACAUUAUAAGGCUGUCUGUGUCAUUAAGGGCUGCUUGUACAUUAGUCCAAGGCAGGGAUAGAAGCUGUAUGACCUAGUGAAAUGGUUAAAAAAAAAAACACUUUGCUUUUCCUUUCUUUCUUUUCCAAGCAUGACGGUCAAGAUUGACUUUUUCUGAAUCACUCAAGUAUUUCCUUAUUGGACAAAUGUCUGUCGGGAAGUGCUGGUUUAUCAAACAGAUUCAUGAUAACAAAUGUGCUGUAGGUUGAUUCGAGCAGCAGCUGUAUGACCAGGUACCCUUGGAUAGUGAAGUGACACAAAAGACUGCUGUGACAUGUUUGUUUGCUGUUUGCUGUGCUUUCCUUAACAAUGAAGUCUAGUCCUCACUCUCGGCACAUGCCUUUAUGAAGGUGGUUACACAGCACUGCUCUGUUAUCUGUUUGCCACACUUCUCUUCAAACGGUUCCCUUGAGUCAUGAGUAGACGGGGUGUGUGUGGUGGUGUAGGUACAGUUUUGCUUGGGGUUACAGAACCACCGUUCAUCUUAGUAGUACUCCACCAUAGACUAGCACUACCACCAAGUGUAGGAGGGAAUAACUGCUUUGAGUCCAUCAAGGUUUUUACAAAUAUUUCAGUUCAUGACAAUCAUGCCCAUAGAAUUUAUAUUUCAGUAACCAAGUGAAAUGUGUGUGUAGGAACCUGAAAUACUAGACAUGGCAGUGGUCGUCAUGGUAAUUACCUCAGCACUGAGACAAAGCCAUGAUGGAGAAUGAAACCUGAGCCAAGCAGAAGCCAUAAUGAUGAUCAGCCAGAACGCAAAACCUUUUAUGUCUUUAUUUGUUUAAUACCUGCCCCAAAAAAUCCCUCUUCCCAUGAUUCCCUAAGAGCUGUCCCCAGUCUCCUCUCAGGAGACGGAGGAUGUUCCCUAUCACGGACAGCCAGUAGUGCAGUAGAGGCCCACCUUAUGUGUGGAGUUUUCAUGUUGGCUUUGGGGGCUGUUUUCACCAGUUUAUCUUGUAAUCACAUUCCUGUGUGGUUGAUUUUAUUUUUCCAAUAAAGCUUAAAUGCUCACAUCCA
Messenger RNA from Clupea harengus (Atlantic herring), 5884 nucleotides. RefSeq names its product UPF1 RNA helicase and ATPase. The record is from RefSeq and is a predicted model, not a curated record. Bases 212 to 3520 code for a protein of 1102 amino acids. The transcript is spliced from 24 exons. Gene Ontology annotation, cellular component: cytoplasm. Gene Ontology annotation, molecular function: DNA binding; zinc ion binding; RNA helicase activity. Lineage: Eukaryota; Metazoa; Chordata; Actinopteri; Clupeiformes; Clupeidae. Gene Ontology annotation, biological process: nuclear-transcribed mRNA catabolic process, nonsense-mediated decay.